CUCUUAAGCGUCCAGCAUUCGCACUUCGGAAACGAAACGAAAGAAACCUCAGCGUUAGUUUGUUCAUUUCGAAAAGUCUCUCCUUCCCGUUGUCACGCGCUAAAAAUAUCUUUCUACGACCAUUGGAGGGUAUACCAUGCCGAAAGAAAAGAGGAAUUAGGUCGAGAAAAGUGAUUCAACGUUAUCCUGGAAUUGUCAUGGAAAGGCUAUCGAAAAUCGCAUGUUAUUUUCGUUGGUUGAGGAGUCCGCCUUCGCCACCACCACCACUACUACUACAACCACCAUCACCAUCGGUGCCAGUAACAACCGAAGCAGCACCAGCAGCAGUAGCAUCGUCAUUGUUGCCUUCCUGCGAUGUAACAAAGAUGAGCCUCGAGGCCGAUUCGACGAGGAAUUCGCCCGUCGUCGACGAAGAUUAUGACGACGAGUGUCGCAAUAAUAUUUGCGACAUCGAGGCUUUGAAGAGAUUCUGCGGGAUUUUGGAGAAUAUCCUUCUAUGGGAAAACUCUGUUAAUAGUAUAACAGUUGUGUUUGUGUUCAAUAUACUCUUUUGGGGGAUAGUUAUUCUAGAGAUCCGAGGCUUUGCAGUAGCCAGCAGUGCUGCGCUUGUCGUGGUUCUCUGUUAUAAAAAUCUGGAAGCACAGGCAUAUGAAGAAAACAAGAAAAAAUUAGUAUCACACACCAAGGCUGAACAAAUUGAAAAGAUAGGAAGAAAAAUAAAAUCCGUUUUGCAGAGCUUAAGACAACUACGGAAAGAUCAGCCAGGGACGUUUUGUACUGCUGUUUGUACUAUAUCCUUGGGCCUAUGGAUAAUUGGUCGUACUAUGAAUGGAGUAUUACUUGCUUAUAUAAUAUGUAUGAGCAUUCUACUAGUACCUGCAUUAUUACUAAAGCUACCUGGAAAAGUAAUAUCACAUAAAGAAUGGGAUAGUGAAGUGGAAGAAUUUUUACCAGUAGUCACUGAAGAUAAUCUUCAAGUGUUAAAAAGGGCAGGAGAAUCAGGUGACCAUUCUCCAACACCAUCAAGUUUGCAAUCAGAUAUACAAAAUGAUUUUUUUAAUGAUGACAAACUUGUAGAUUUAAGAAUGCCAUCUCACGAAGAUGAAAGUAUUGAUGAAGUUGAACUCUCAGAAUUGGAAUUUAGUGUCGAAGAGACAGGUAUAGGUGGCAUUAAGUUUCAAAGCAGACAUUUUGAGAAAGGUUCAUCCUCCGAAGAAGAAAUAGAUUUUAGACAUGAAAUGUUAAAUAAUAAGUUCAAUUUAAACGAUGAGAGUGAUAAUGAAUUUGAAAUAAUUGAUAGACAAGAAGUUGCAAAUAUAAAUAAUGCAUGAAGAUAUCUAGAAUUUGGAUAUACUUUUAAAACUGUGACAUACAUAAAAAAGAAAUGGGAUAAUACAAUUAUGUCUUAUAUAAAUAUUGGCUUGCUUCUUUUUUAUAGAAAUCGGAAAAAUAUUUUUGUUAUCAUUAACACGCUCACGAUUUGCAUGUAUUUUUAAAAAAUCAUUACAUAUGAAAAAAUUAUAGAUAAUUCUAGCAAAAUAUUACUAAAAAUCAUUAUUUUUAUGCUAUGUACAGAUACAACAAAGUAAAAUUUAGAAACUGUACAAUAAGGUGUAGAUGGAGACCCUUCUGUGAUCUAGACUUAACAAUCAAACGUUGAAUUGAUACAUACUCAGAUACAUUUUUUAGAUGUUAUAAAAAAAUAUUCAAAGAUAAAAUCGUAUGAUAUAAAGAAUAAAAACAGACGGAGGAUAUUAUAAAUUUGAAGUUAUUUUAAUUGAAGAUUAAUCAAUUUGUUUUAUAAUUUGGAAGGUAAAUUUAGCACAUUUUAUUUCACACAAAAAAUAAUUAUAACUAUAAAUUGUCCAACGAUACAUUUAUGAAUUAUGUAUCUCUUUGGAAGAAAAUUCUUUACAAUAUACAUUCUCUGAUAUGUAUUAAUAACAAUACAAGAAAGAAAACAUCUCUAUAAUAAUAGUAAACAAACCAAUUCAUGUAUUUAUAUAUAAUUAAUAUAUAUUUGUCACGGGUGAGCUCCAUAAAGCACGUAUCAUUGUUUUGUAAAUUACAAAUAUUGUUUUUUCGUAUCUAUAAAAAAUAAUAGUGCUAAAUAUUUAUCGAAGAGAGAAAUAAGUGAUUAAUCAGUUAACAAGUUUUCACAAUGUAUUUUAAUUUUCAAAAUAUAUUCAGGAAUGUAUUAGGUUACAAAACAUGAUAUAUCAUAAAAAAAAAAA
Messenger RNA from Vespa mandarinia (Asian giant hornet), 2234 nucleotides. RefSeq lists its product as uncharacterized. NCBI's taxonomy places the organism in Eukaryota, Metazoa, Arthropoda, Insecta, Hymenoptera, Vespidae. The record is from RefSeq and is a predicted model, not a curated record. Gene Ontology annotation, cellular component: membrane.